Messenger RNA from Mercurialis annua (annual mercury), 2023 nucleotides. RefSeq names its product putative pentatricopeptide repeat-containing protein At1g26500. Bases 267 to 1766 code for a protein of 499 amino acids. The record is from RefSeq and is a predicted model, not a curated record. Gene Ontology annotation, molecular function: protein binding. The transcript has a single exon. Lineage: Eukaryota; Viridiplantae; Streptophyta; Magnoliopsida; Malpighiales; Euphorbiaceae.
CGGAGAUGAGUUGGGGUUUGAUUAUGGGUUGGAGUGAAAAGAUUAUGUUAUGUUUUUUUACCAUAUCUAGAACAUGGUUGGAGAUGGUCUUAAGAGAAAAAAUUCCUCUCUCACAACCCUCAGGCUACAGUCUCUACCUCUGUAUAUGCUGCCAUUAAAAUCGUCUUCGUCACUGCUGUAGCGUUUAUUCCAACUCAUUACACUUAUGUUCUUUUUUAGAUUUAAUGAGACACCAAUAAGCAAAAGUAAUCAGAAUCGAAAUCGUAAUGCUCUCAAUCAGACGUUUCGUACUCUCCAAACCCAUCAACCACCACCUCCUCCGUCACUUAACCACCGUAUCAAACCACCCACCACCACCACCACCAUCUCCAGUCAACCCAGACCAGCUUCUGAGAGUAUGUACAAUCCUCUACCAACAACAAAACUCACCAGACUCCAACAUCCAUUCCAAGCUCUCGUCUUUAAAUAUCCCUAUCACCCACGAAUUCUUCCUCCAAGUCUGCAACAAAUUCCCAUACUCCUGGCGCCCCGUCUACCGUUUCUUUCAGUACUUACAUCAAACACCUAACCCGCAUUUCGCUCACACGUCUGUUUCCUACAAUAAAAUGCUGGACGUCAUUGGAAAAUCAAGAAACGUUGAUCUUUUCUGGGACACACUUCAAGAAAUGGGCAAACUUAGAUCGGCCAGUGAUAAAACUUUUGUAAUUGGUUUGAAAACAUUAGCUUUGGCUAGGGAGUUGAAAAAAUGUGUGGAGUUUUUUCACUUGAUGAAUGCAUUUGGGUAUAAUUAUAGUGUGGAGAGGUUGAAUAAAGUGGUGGAGAGUUUGUGUAGAAGUAAGCUUGUUGAAGAGGCAAAGUUUGUUGUAUUGAAAUUGAAGGAGUGGAUUAAGCCUAAUGGGUUCACUUAUGGGUGGUUAAUUAAAGGAUUUUGUGAUGUGGGUGAUAUCAUUGAGGCUUCAAAAGUGUGGAAUUUGAUGGUUGAUGAGGAUAUUGAGCCGGAGAUCGUUGCGUUCGAGAAAAUGAUCGAGACAUUUUUUAAGAAGAAUGAGUAUGAUGAAGCUAUGAAACUGUUUCAAACUAUGAGAGUGAAGAGAAUGGAUGAUUUGGGGCUGUCUACUUACAGGCUAGUAAUUGAGUGGUUGAGUAAAAGAGGUAAAAUUUCUCAAGCGAAGAUGGUGUUUGAUGAAAUGCGUGAGAGAGGAAUCGAACCGGAUAAUUUGACGUUAGGGUCACUAGUUUAUGGUCUACUAUCAAGAGGUAGGAUCAAUGAAGCGUAUAGAGUUGCGGAAAAUAUUAAAAACCCAGAUAUUACCGUGUAUCAUGGGUUGAUUAAAGGACUGUUGAGGUUGAGAAAGGCGAGCGAGGCUACGCAAGUGUUCAGGGAAAUGAUAAGGAGGGGAUGUGAGCCAACAAUGCAUACUUACAUUAUGUUAUUGCAAGGGCACUUAGGCAAGAGGGGCAGGAAAGGGCAAGACCCACUAGUGAAUUUUGAUACAAUUUUUGUUGGUGGUUUAGUGAAGGCUGGUCAGUCAUUAGAAGCCACCAAGUAUGUGGAGAGGGCUGUGAAAGGAGGAGUAGAGGUGCCAAGAUUUGAUUACAAUAAGUUUUUGCAUAAUUAUUCGAGUGAUGAAGGUGUUGUUAUGUGUGAAAAGGUAGGGAAGAAAUUGAGGGAGGCUGGGCUGGUGGAUUUGGCGGAUAUAUUGCAGAGAUACGGAGAGAAAAUGGCUACCAGAGAGAGGAGGAGAAAUAGACCAGUCGCGACAUAAAGAAAGGGAAAGAAAAGAGUUAGCUUCUGAGUUUACUUCUGAGGGGAAUUUUCUGGCAGUUCUUGCUUGUAUGCAAACACACAAGCAUAUUCCAUUACUGGUAUUGGUAAUUGAUAGUAGUAUAUAAGAAAUUACACAAAUCCUAUGUGAAUCCUUACUAAUCAUAUUGAUCCACAUUUAUACUUGCACAAAUCAUGAGAUGUAUUGAAGUUAUGUAAAUGUAAUAAUUAGCUAUACUGCAGACCCUUUAAAUUCCA